Molecule: messenger RNA, 1044 nt
Organism: Cyphellophora attinorum
Lineage: Eukaryota; Fungi; Ascomycota; Eurotiomycetes; Chaetothyriales; Cyphellophoraceae
Exons: 1
Coding region: 1-1044 (347 amino acids)
Source: RefSeq, a predicted model, not a curated record
AUGGCCGACCAGCUCAAUGCAGGCUCACCACCUACAACCGUACUCCUACUAACCCACUCCCGCUGCGCAUCCCACGUCCUCGAGAAGAUGCUGUCCAAACAACCCAACACGGUCCUCACAUCAGCAUGGUUCCUCCCAACCCGCCAACUACGCCGUGACGUGCUCAAAGCAGGUCCCAUCAACCAAGUCUCCCCAACCCUCCUAUCAUCCUUCAUGACCGCCUUCAACUCAGAGUACUCCCACUUCCUUCAGUCUCUCAGCGACGCAAAAGCGAACGGGAAGGUUGCAAUAGCUCACCCGCAGCCGCACAUGAUGCUCAGCCCACAGGUCACCUCCUCCUACGUCUACGACAACCUCACAACCCACGACCCACAAUUUGGGCAACCUGGACGCUUCCUAGCCGGAGGAGACAGUGAUGAGGAGCCACACACAAACCCAUCCCUCCUCCCCGACUCGUUCUUCCUCAUCCCCGGCACCAUCCCCAUCAUCAACUUCCGCCACCCGAUGCUGCUCUGCGAGGGCGUCUACCGCGGCGUGCGCGACCAACCCACCUUUCGCGAGGCGAAUUCAGAGUAUUUCAGGAAGCAGGUUGGGAAUGGCGCGAGCCUGUACCCGGUGCGCUUGAUGUAUGAUUGGUACGUGAAGCACGGUCCAGCCGCAGGCAUUUCGCCUAUCCUGGUCGAGGCGGAUGACUAUCUGGGCGAGGAGAAGGAGGCACUCAUUGGGCAGAUCUGUGCGCUGAUACCGGGGUUUGAUGCGCAGCAUGUGAUAUAUAAAUGGGAGAAGGCCACCGCGGAGGAAGUGAGCGCGAUGGGGGAGCAGCGGGCGCAGGCGCUGCAGACGAUCAAUGGAAGCGAGGGGGUCAUGCAGGGAUAUGAUACGCAAGGAAAGACCAUAGAGAGCGAGACGAGGAGGUGGAGGGAGAAGUAUGGAGAUGAGGACGCGGAGUUCAUCAGAGCUUUGGUGGAUAAAGCCAUGCCAGAUUAUGAGUACUUUAGGGAGAGGAGGCUGAGGCCUGAUGGUGCUGCGCGACUGGGUGAGUAG